AUGUCGCGUCGAGCAAGCCACGAACCCGGCUACGGCUACACCUUCGAACCCAAAUACCCUCCCGAGGCGACAAUCCCGCCUCACUCCUCCUCCUCUACAAGUAGCCGGCGAGCGCGUCGUGGCCGACCAGAGCCUCGGAAACACGAACACCACUACGGCCACCACAGCCACCAGAACGGCGACCUACCACAGUACAACCACAACGGGCACAAAGUGACAAAGGGCAUUCAGCCAGACGGAGAGAGCGGUCGUAAAGGCAUACAUCCGCUCAGGUUUGUCAGGAUAUGUUUCAGGAGCACCAGCCGGUUGUCGAAGUGGCUCAAUGUGCUGUGGCCGUUCAUACCGGCCGCCAUUGCGAUUUACUACGCCCGCCCCGACGCCCACCUCUGGAUCUUCAUCCUCAACUACAUCGCCAUGAUCCCCGCCGCCAACCUCCUCGGCUUCGCGGGGCAGGAAAUGGCGCGGAAGGUGCCCAGGGUGGCAGGCAUCAUCCUCGAGACGACAUUCGGAUCCAUCGUCGAGUUUAUCUUGUUCAUGGUCCUGAUCACCGACCCACAUUCGGUCUCGCACCAUAUCCAUAUUAUUAGGGCCGCGAUUCUGGGAUCGAUUUUGGCGAAUUUGUUAUUGUGUUUGGGGGCUGUGUUCUUUAUUGGGGGGUGUAGGAGGGAUGAGCAGGAGUUUCAUAAUGCGGUUAGCGAGGUUGGGAGCAAUCUGAUGUUGGUUGCUGGGAUGGGCCUUGUCGUCCCCGCCGUCUUCUCCGCCGCCCUCUCCACCGAAAACGGCAAUGCCUUCGCCCGCGAAACCCUCAACAUCAGCCGCGCCACAGCCGUGAUCCUUCUAUUCGCCUAUCUCGUCUUUAUCUACUUCCAAGUGCAAACCCACCAUAGCCUCUACUCCGACGUCCUACGCGCCGACGAGCAAAAAGACGUCGAUCGGCACAAAGACCUGGCCAAAGAGAAACUCACCUUGACCGAGUGCGUCGUCGCCCUGGCCCUAGCGCUUACAUUCGUAGCCCUCAUCUCCAUCUUCCUGGUCCGCCAGAUCGAGUACAUCGUCGACUCGCGCGGCAUCUCCGACGCCUUCCUGGGCCUGAUCCUGAUCCCGCUGGUCGAGAAAACGGCGGAGCACCUGACGGCCGUGGACGAGGCGUGGGACGACCAGAUGAACUUCGCGCUGUCACACAUCCUCGGCUCGUGCGUGCAGACCGCGCUCCUCAACACGCCUCUCGUGGUGAUCGUCGGCUGGGGCCUUGGCCGCCCGAUGGACCUGCACUUCGAGACGUUCGAUGCCGUGGUCCUGGUCCUGGCGAUCCUGGUCGUGGGUAACUUCCUAAGGGACGGCAAGAGUAAUUAUCUCGAGGGCGUGCUGUGUGUGCUUGUUUAUAUGGUUAUCGCCAUCAGUGCGUUUUAUUAUCCGAAUCCGAGUGCGGGAUAUGAGACGGCGGCGGGGGGCACGGCGGAGACGGGGGGUGGGCAUAGGAGGUAG
This is a messenger RNA of Coniosporium apollinis CBS 100218, 1485 nucleotides long. RefSeq lists its product as uncharacterized. The transcript has 4 exons. Gene Ontology annotation, biological process: intracellular calcium ion homeostasis; calcium ion transmembrane transport. The record is from RefSeq and is a predicted model, not a curated record. The coding region runs from base 1 to 1485 and encodes 494 amino acids. NCBI's taxonomy places the organism in Eukaryota, Fungi, Ascomycota, Dothideomycetes. Gene Ontology annotation, cellular component: fungal-type vacuole membrane. Gene Ontology annotation, molecular function: calcium:proton antiporter activity.